Pristis pectinata (smalltooth sawfish) is the source of this 758-nucleotide messenger RNA. RefSeq names its product nudix (nucleoside diphosphate linked moiety X)-type motif 15 (gene nudt15). Gene Ontology annotation, molecular function: 8-oxo-7,8-dihydrodeoxyguanosine triphosphate pyrophosphatase activity. Gene Ontology annotation, cellular component: cytosol. The coding region runs from base 136 to 621 and encodes 161 amino acids. The record is from RefSeq and is a predicted model, not a curated record. NCBI's taxonomy places the organism in Eukaryota, Metazoa, Chordata, Chondrichthyes, Rhinopristiformes, Pristidae. Gene Ontology annotation, biological process: dGTP catabolic process. The transcript has 3 exons.
UCCGAUGAUUUGCGUCGGUUGGUGGUUCUGAUGGGCGCCUCAUUGUAAUGGCGGCCAUUGUGGCUGCUGCUGCCGCCUCCGCUCUAUGGCCCUAAGAACGGUUGUCUAGCGAUCGGUGGCUCCUGCUGUUCCGCGAUGGCCCACGGAGAUUGUCCUCUGGCGCGCAGGCCGGGGGUGGGGGUGGCAACUUUUGUGACCAGCUCAGGCUGGCCUGGCUGCGUCCUGCUCGGCAAAAGGAAAAGCUCGUUCGGUGCGGGCACUUUCCAGCUACCCGGGGGCCACCUGGAGUUCGGAGAAAGUUGGGAAGAUUGUGCCAAACGGGAAGUUCUUGAAGAGACAGGGCUUCACUUGAAGAAUUUGUACUUUGCUACGGUUGUAAAUGGUAUCAAGUUAGAAGAAGAUUAUCACUACAUCACAAUUUUCAUGCAGGGAGAAGUAAAUAUGGAUUAUGACUCCGAGCCAAAGAAUUUGGAACCAGAGAAGAAUGAAGGAUGGGAAUGGAUCAGAUGGGAAGACUUCCCACCAGCAGACCAGUUAUUCUGUCCUUUGGCUUGUGCAAGACACAUUUAUCAUCCAUUUCAAGAAAGACUUAAAAAUGUUGCUGGAAAUUUGCCAGUAUGACAAUUUUAAUUAAAAUCAUCUAUUUUGUUUAAUGUUGAACAAAAUGUUUACAAGAAUUGUGGAAUCCCGACUGAUGGUUAAGAAUUGGAAGCAAUAAAUUAGAUUACCAACAUCACUGAGCUACUUUUGGAUGUAUA